Messenger RNA from Dufourea novaeangliae, 894 nucleotides. It is a transcript of the gene Taf8, whose product is annotated as transcription initiation factor TFIID subunit 8. The record is from RefSeq and is a predicted model, not a curated record. Bases 13 to 894 code for a protein of 293 amino acids. Gene Ontology annotation, molecular function: protein heterodimerization activity. Gene Ontology annotation, cellular component: transcription factor TFIID complex. The transcript is spliced from 5 exons. Gene Ontology annotation, biological process: transcription initiation at RNA polymerase II promoter. Lineage: Eukaryota; Metazoa; Arthropoda; Insecta; Hymenoptera; Halictidae.
GCAUGGAAUAACAUGAUGGAUAUUCAAACGACAAAUACGCGAAGAAAAAUAUUAAAUCACGUAGUAUGUAGCAUUCUGGUAGAAUGCGGCUACGACACUUGUGAGAAACAAGCCUUAGAGACGUUAACAGAGAUGCUACAGUCCUUUAUUGUAGAAGUUGGAGAAUCUGCUAGGAAUUACUGUGAACUUUCUGGCAGGACAGAACCACUCAUUGCAGAUGUUAUACUAGCACUGAUAAAUAUGGGUAUAAAAUUAGAUAAUAUAGAGACAUAUGGAAAGAGAUCAAAUAGGACAGUAUUACCACCGCUUCAGCAACAGACUCAGUCAAAGCAAUUGAAUAUUUUACAAGCUGGAGUGAAACAGGGUCAUCCAUCUCACAUACCAAGUUAUUUACCGUCUUUCCCCGAUCCCCACGCGUACAUAAGAACACCGACGCAUAAACAACCAGUAACAGAGUAUGAAGCGAUAAGAGAAAAAGCGGCAACACAGAAACGUGAUAUUGAGAGGGCAUUGACUAGGUUUAUUGCAAAAACUGGAGAAACGCAUAGUUUAUUUUUAACAGAAGACAACAGUAUGUUUCCAUUAAUAUCGUGUAAACCGCAAUUCCCUAGCUAUUUGUCUGCACUUCUUCCACAAGAUCAAGUGUUUGAAGCUGAGCAAGACUUUCACUUCGAACCAAGCCCGGUAAAAAAGAAGAAGGAACCAGAAAAAGAAGAGAAAGAGGAAGGUAUAAAAGGACAGAAUGAAGGUACUGAGCAAAACGGGGAAGCCACAGCACAACAAGAUGCCAUUGAUAAUCCAUAUUUACGACCUGGGAAAAUACCAAAGAAUAAAAUGCCAGGGGCUACAGUUCCCAAUUUCCAUACAAUGAAGAGGGAUUCUUUAGAAUGUUGA